UUACUCACUCUACUGGAAUGCGCGUAUGCGAACAGCCCGAUGGAGUCACACGCCCCGAUGCUGUCGCAAGUGACGUCGACGCUGCUGCGGCCGUCAAAAUGGGUUUCGUCGUAUGAGGACAUGGUCACCAAGAACGCGAAUACCGUGGGCCAGAUCGAGUCGGCGCUGCGGUCUCUUGUAUACAUUAUCCCUGGACGGUUUCGUGAAUCCGAGCUUCCUUCAGAAUGUGUACACUCUGGAGUGCAGUUACUAUCACUAUACCACGAUAGCCUCGUUUCGCGCGUCAUCUCCCAGCUGCCCUCUACAGCGUCUCGGCCAACGGCCUCGCCACAUGCGAGAUACACAAAGUACUGGACGACAAAGUCCCCGCAGUACCGAAAGAUCGCGCUUGCCCUGCAGAUGAUUCAAUAUACAGAGCUACUAUGGGAGAUGAUUGCCCGGCGGCGCGGAGAAAAGAUUCGGCAGCGCGUGGUUGUGCUAAUAGAGAUUGCCAAAGCAUUUUGUCGCUUGUUGCUACUACGACUAACGAAUUCGCGACCUCUUGUGCACCCGCCUCUGCCAGAGAGAGAGCAAGAUCCGCGAUCGGUCGAGCCAGAAAGGGAUAACGGUGGCGACUGGAACGGCAUGGAUACGAUUCCAAGUGAGACGCCUUCUUCUUCAGACUUGAGCUGGACAAUGCCGCGCACAGGGCUUUCGCUGCCCAGUCUCCCAGACACAAGCGAAAUCUCGGAUUAUCUCAUUUCCAAGGUCCUCACGGCCGACGACGUCAAGCCGCCCAAAUCGCUGCUCCAUCGGGUUUCCGGACAGGGUCAGCUUGCCGAAGUGCUGUAUAUCUUGCGACCAGUCAUCUUCGCGCUGGCGAUGCAACGAUGGUCGGGCAAUAAGCGAAGCUGGAGUCCCUGGUUGAUAGGAUUCGGUCUGGAAUACGGAAGUCGGCAGCUCGCAAAGCGGGAUUUGAAAGAGCGCGUCGCUGGAGGUCUGAGAGGGCUUACCGGGUUGGAGAGAGACGAGCUGCGCAAGAGAGGCUGGAAUAUGGGAUGGUGGAUGAUGCGUGGCGCUUUUUACGAGAAUAUCACCAAAUUAUGGAUCAAGGGUCUUUCCGACAAGCUCAAGGGUAAACCACUGCUGGGACUUCUCGGCGAUCUGGUUGAUGAUUAUGAAUUUUUGUGGGAGAAUUACUAUUUCUCAACUGCUACUUUGUGA
Talaromyces rugulosus is the source of this 1203-nucleotide messenger RNA. RefSeq lists its product as uncharacterized. Gene Ontology annotation, biological process: peroxisome organization. The transcript is spliced from 4 exons. The annotation marks the transcript as partial. Lineage: Eukaryota; Fungi; Ascomycota; Eurotiomycetes; Eurotiales; Trichocomaceae. Gene Ontology annotation, cellular component: peroxisomal membrane. The record is from RefSeq and is a predicted model, not a curated record.